AUUUCUUCCUUCGGACAAGGUUGAACUGCAAAAUUUUGAAUUCCGGUCGGAGCUGAAAUUUUACCUAUAAUAUUUGACAAAAUAAUUUCAAUUUUCUUCUUUAUUCAAAUAAUAUAAGAAAACAAACAAUACAUUAUUAAAUAACAUCAACUCAACCUCUUUAAAGGGACUUCAUAAAAGUUUUUUUUUUUCAAGUGAAAAGUGAGAACCUUGCAUGCAAAGCACCGGGGUAGAAAAAAUACUUGAAAAUAUACAAAUUUAAUUAAAAUUGCUAUUGUUAAACAAUCAUAGACGAGAACAAGAGAUCACAAGAAAAUAUAUAUUGAAAGCACUAGUGGCCAAUAAUGGUGGAUAGAUGUUUCGUAAUUUUCCAUUCAUUGACUUUUUUGCUGUAGAGUGACGAGAAAAGUUAAAAAAAAACACCACCAUCCCCACUACUACAAUUUACAAGUUUGACGCGUUGUUAGAAGACAUCGAUUUUUUCCUAAACUUUCCACUACAUAAAACCAUACGAUUUUCUCAGCCUAACAAAAGUUAGAAAAGAGUUACAAGAGAUCGAAAAAAGUUGUUAAUCUUAAUAAGAUUAGAAAAAUGCAGUCCCAACAGCAGCAUAACCUUAACCAUGCCCAACAACAACAGCAAACCCAGAACCAGCAGCUCCUACAACAGCAACAACAACAGCAGGCUGCCGUAGCUGCAGCAGCAGCCGCCGCCAAUAGUGCAAGUUCAGCCAAAUUGAAUGACAAUCAGCCAUUGUCUUCAGUCGUUUUGUCAAAACGAUACUUCGAACCGCGUCUACUAGAACUCGCCCACCGAGAAUAUCAGGCAGUGGAUUAUGAGAAUGCAGAGAAGCAUUGUAUGCAACUUUGGAGACAAGACAGUACCAAUACAGGAGUUCUGUUACUACUUUCAUCAAUACAUUUUCAAUGCCGACGAUUAGAUAAAUCAGCUCAAUUUUCAACCUUGGCAAUUAAACAGAAUCCACUUUUAGCUGAAGCUUACAGUAAUCUCGGCAACGUCUACAAAGAACGUGGACAACUUCAAGAAGCUCUUGAUAAUUAUCGCCGUGCUGUACGAUUGAAGCCUGAUUUCAUUGAUGGUUAUAUUAAUUUGGCAGCAGCUCUAGUUGCUGCACGAGACAUGGAAUCUGCCGUUCAAGCAUAUGUAACAGCGUUACAAUACAAUCCAGAUUUGUAUUGUGUUCGCAGUGACUUAGGAAAUUUAUUAAAAGCACUUGGUAGACUAGAAGAGGCAAAGGCAUGCUACUUGAAAGCAAUUGAAACUUGUCCUGGAUUUGCUGUCGCAUGGAGUAAUCUUGGUUGUGUUUUCAAUGCACAAGGAGAAAUUUGGUUGGCCAUACAUCAUUUUGAAAAGGCAGUCACUUUGGAUCCAAACUUUUUGGAUGCGUACAUCAAUUUAGGAAAUGUUCUUAAGGAAGCGAGAAUAUUUGAUCGAGCUGUUGCCGCCUACCUCCGUGCCCUAAACCUAUCGCCCAACAAUGCUGUCGUGCAUGGUAAUCUUGCUUGUGUUUACUAUGAGCAAGGACUCAUCGAUUUGGCCAUUGACACUUAUCGGCGAGCAAUCGAAUUGCAGCCCAACUUCCCAGACGCCUACUGCAAUUUGGCUAAUGCUCUCAAAGAAAAGGGACAGGUGAAAGAAGCUGAAGAAUGUUACAACACUGCUCUUCGCCUUUGUCCCAGCCAUGCGGACUCUCUUAACAAUUUGGCAAAUAUAAAACGAGAGCAAGGUUAUAUUGAAGAAGCCACGCGUCUUUAUUUGAAGGCAUUGGAAGUUUUUCCUGAAUUCGCUGCUGCACAUUCUAACUUGGCAUCAGUAUUGCAACAACAAGGAAAACUAAACGAGGCACUAAUGCAUUACAAAGAAGCGAUUCGCAUUCAGCCAACAUUCGCCGAUGCAUACUCAAAUAUGGGUAAUACUUUGAAGGAGUUACAGGAUGUCGCCGGGGCACUUCAAUGCUAUACUCGAGCUAUUCAAAUAAAUCCGGCUUUCGCUGACGCUCAUAGCAAUUUGGCGAGCAUUCACAAGGACUCUGGCAAUAUCCCGGACGCCAUUCAAUCGUAUCGUACGGCACUCAAGUUAAAACCUGACUUUCCCGAUGCAUACUGCAAUCUAGCACAUUGUCUGCAGAUUGUAUGCGACUGGACAGAUUAUGAGGCGCGCAUGAAGAAAUUGGUCAGUAUUGUUGCUGAACAGUUAGAGAAAAACCGUUUACCAUCAGUUCAUCCUCAUCAUUCAAUGCUGUAUCCUUUGACACAUGAAUUCCGUAAAGCAAUUGCAGCCAGACACGCUAACUUAUGUCUUGAAAAAGUCCAUGUGCUACACAAACCGCCCUACAAAUUUUCCAGAGAGGUGCAUGGUCGCCUUAAAGUUGGCUAUGUGAGUAGUGAUUUUGGCAACCAUCCAACUUCCCAUUUAAUGCAAUCGGUUCCUGGCCUGCAUGAUCGAUUACGCGUUGAGAUUUUCUGCUAUGCUCUCAGUCCAGAUGACGGAACCACAUUCCGCGGUAAGAUCUUGAGUGAAGCAGAACAUUUCGUCGAUUUGUCUUUGAUCACAUGCAAUGGUAAAGCUGCAGAUCGUAUUUACGCGGACGGAAUUCACAUCUUGGUCAAUAUGAAUGGAUACACCAAGGGUGCUCGCAAUGAAAUUUUUGCCCUUCGCCCCGCUCCAGUGCAAGUUAUGUGGCUUGGAUAUCCAGGCACAAGUGGAGCUUCGUUCAUGGAUUACAUUAUCACAGACUCAGUUACCAGUCCAAUGAAGUUGGCUGGACAAUACAGUGAAAAGUUGGCCUACAUGCCAUACACUUACUUCAUUGGCGACCACAAACAAAUGUUCCCUCAUUUGAAAGAACGACUUAUUGUUAGUGAUAUGCAGGGUGGAUCUGGUGCUGGAAUUGCGGACAACGUUGCCGUUAUUAAUGCAACCGAUUUGUCUCCCUUGGUCGAGAAUACUGAUGUCAAGGAAAUUCGUGAAGUGAUCAAUGCACAGAAACCAAUGGAAAUUUCUUUGAAGGUAGCUGAGCUACCUAAUACUACACAAAUCGUUUCGAUGAUAGCUCAAGGUCAAGUGCAGACGUCACUAAAUGGAGUCGUUGUGCAGAACGGAUUGGCUACCACACAGACUAACAAUAAAGCAGCAACAGGAGAAGAAGUACCCCAGAAUAUAGUUAUAACAACCAGACGGCAGUAUCUCCUACCCGACGAGGCAAUAGUAUACUGCAAUUUCAAUCAGUUGUACAAGAUUGAUCCAUUGACCUUGCAAUCGUGGGUCUAUGUUCUGAAACAUGUGCCAAAUUCAGUGUUGUGGCUGCUGCGUUUCCCAGCUGUUGGAGAACAAAAUAUCAAAAAGACAGUCGAAGAACAAGGUGUAUCUUCCGACCGAGUAAUUUUCUCCAAUGUAGCAGCUAAGGAAGAACAUGUUCGACGAGGACAAUUAGCUGAUGUUUGUCUUGAUACCCCACUUUGUAAUGGUCACACAACAUCCAUGGAUGUCCUUUGGACAGGAACUCCAGUCGUGACACUUCCCGGAGAAACAUUAGCUUCAAGAGUUGCAGCAUCGCAAUUGGCAACACUCGGCUGUCCUGAGUUAAUUGCUCGCACUCGUCAAGAAUAUCAAGAGAUUGCAAUUCGUCUCGGCACUGAUCGAGAAUAUCUAAAGACAAUGCGUGCCAAAGUGUGGGAGGCGCGUGUGGAGAGUCCGUUGUUCGAUUGCUCGCAAUAUGCGAAAGGUUUAGAGAUGCUCUUUUCACGGAUGUGGGAACGUUUUUCAAUAGGCGAAGAGCCCGAUCAUAUUUCCGCCAUUGAUAAUAAAUAAACAAAAAUCAUCAGACUCAUCGCAGUGCAACAUAAUAACGAAAGCUAUACAAAUAUUAAUUGUUAAUUAUUCACGACUUCCUGUUCCAUAACUUAAACAUCAUACAGAUCAGAUAUAUUUUGUCAUCAUUUUAUUUCCGUGUGAUCAUGUAUUAUUAUAAUUUCUUGGUGCAGCCACUUGAGACCAGAGAGACCAUCUGUCACCACAUUUGUGAAGCAUAACCUUAUUCGUUUCUUUAUAUCUUACUUCAAAUGUUUACUAAAAAUGCAUUGUUUAGUCUUGAUUAUUGACAUCCAAAAAUAUAAUUCAAAUUCAGUUAACAUUUUUGUAUUAGUUUAAGGUAGUUGUAGUUUUUUUUUUAUUCUAUUGCGUAUAUAAGUACACAAAUUUAAUUUAGUAGUAAGUAUCACUAACAAGGCAAACAAUAGUUCAAUUCUGUUACACAAAUUAGACGAAUCAUUUCAUUUAUGAGACCGAUUCAUUCGAUUCGUUUAGAUUUGCUUUCCAUUGAAUGCACUUCAUUGCCAACAUUGAUUUUUAAGUGCCGAAGGAAGGAACUCAACUUUGUUGAUAAUAAUAAAUAAUAGAUUUAAAACGUUCCUCAAAGGCGUUAAGCAGAACAAAGUUUAUUAAGUUAAUUUCAAUCUAUUUAACAGGUUUUUAAUUUGUAUUUUUCAAACUAAUAAUUAUUUCGUACUAAAAACAAAUGAUGUAAUAAAGUAUGUUUUCUUUACAAAGCAUUUGUUCAACGAAUACAUAGUUAUGAUGAGUUAUAAGCAAAAUUAUUAAUUGCUUUUUGUAUAUAUUAAUGAGUUUUUUUAUUCACGUAUAAAUUUUUAAUUUUCUUAGAAGUAAAGAGAAGAUUUAAUAGUUUUAAAGUUUUCAAUAACCAAAUUACCAAUAAAUUUAUAGAAUUAAUUUCCUUCUAUCCGAGUUAUUUAUUCAAUUAGUUUGAUUUUGUUUUUAACUUAAAACAAUUCUCUUUUAGAAUAACUUUUCGGGGGAAACCUUAAAUAAUAAAACGGAUAUGAGUGACAAUUAUAUUUAUUAGAAAUAUUAUUAUUCAUACUUAUUAUAAUGUAAAUGUUAAUUUGAUGAAAUGAAGACAAAAAAUAUACAACAAAAAAUAAGGGCA
Messenger RNA from Eupeodes corollae, 4966 nucleotides. RefSeq names its product UDP-N-acetylglucosamine--peptide N-acetylglucosaminyltransferase 110 kDa subunit (gene sxc). Gene Ontology annotation, biological process: protein O-linked glycosylation. The record is from RefSeq and is a predicted model, not a curated record. The coding region runs from base 592 to 3831 and encodes 1079 amino acids. The transcript has 10 exons. Gene Ontology annotation, molecular function: protein binding; protein N-acetylglucosaminyltransferase activity. NCBI's taxonomy places the organism in Eukaryota, Metazoa, Arthropoda, Insecta, Diptera, Syrphidae.